This is a messenger RNA of Lolium perenne, 1155 nucleotides long. RefSeq lists its product as uncharacterized. Lineage: Eukaryota; Viridiplantae; Streptophyta; Magnoliopsida; Poales; Poaceae. The record is from RefSeq and is a predicted model, not a curated record.
UCACUCACUCACAAUGGCUACUAGCACUAAGCUUGUAGCUUUAGGCUUUGUUGUCCUUGUCGGCAUUGGGUACGCCGAUGCUGCAAGGAUGCUCGCUAGCUCCUCCAGUGCUUCAGGUGGUGGAGGUGGAGGUGGAGGUGGUGGUGGAGGAGGCGGUGCAUCUGGUGGUAGUGGAUGGGGUGGAGGAUCUGGGUCGGGUGGAGGAGCAGGAUAUAGUGAAAGCGGUGGAGAUUGGGGUAACAGGUGGAACUUCGCCAAGGGAGUCGGUGGAGGAGGAGGAGCUGGUGGAGGAGGAGGAUCAAAUGGUGGUUCGGGUUUUGGUUCUGGAUCCGGCUAUGGCUCCGGAAGCGGUUCGAGCGGCUCGGCAUCGGCACCUAGCGGCAAUGGACAUGCCAACGCCGAUGGUAAGGGCGGUGGUGGUGGCGAAGGUGGUGGCACAAAUGGGUCUAGCGGGUCCGGAGCUGGUUCUGGCCUUGGUAAGGGAUACGGUGAGAGUGGCAUAACUACGGCACCAGCUCCAACUGCUGGUGGUGUCGGCUACUCCGAUGCUGGCGGUAGCGGUAAUGGUGGUGGUGGCGGAAAUAAUGGAAAUGGAGGUGGUGAGGGCAAAGGAGCUGGACAGGCCGGCAGCGAUGACACUUCUGGGGGCAAUGCCAGUGGAAAUGGUAGCGGCAGCGGUGGUGGCAUAGCUAAAGGUGCCGCACAAGGUCCAAGUCUUGGGGUUGGGUCUGGUUCUGGCUCCGGGGCUGGGCAGACCGGCAGCACUCGCUCUUAUGGUUCUUAUGGUUCUGGCUAUGCUACUGGAAUUGGUGGGGGCAUGGGCAGUGGCUACGGUGCUGGCCAAAACGGCGGGACUGGCCGUGGAGGAGGAAGUGGAUCUGGAUCUGGCAGCGGUGGAUUCCAUUAAAUUGGCAUUUGUGGAACAAGAUAGAGCCGAGCUUCUACAUGCAUUACUAUUCUUGUCAUUUUUCGAUUUCAGUUAUUUCACGUUAAUCGUGGACGUCGAUGCUAGAGAACUAAGUACCAUUUCUGGAUUAGCUGUUAGCUCCUAGACCAUUCUUGUGCAUAGCUACGAGUAUUGCAGCUCUGUAGUUUAAUUCUUAGGAGCUAUGUAAUUUCCAGCCUUGCUUUCUAAUAAAAUGGUCUUCUUAAUCA